Labeo rohita (rohu) is the source of this 5164-nucleotide messenger RNA. RefSeq names its product zinc finger and BTB domain containing 16b (gene zbtb16b). Gene Ontology annotation, molecular function: protein binding. The transcript is spliced from 7 exons. The record is from RefSeq and is a predicted model, not a curated record. NCBI's taxonomy places the organism in Eukaryota, Metazoa, Chordata, Actinopteri, Cypriniformes, Cyprinidae. Gene Ontology annotation, biological process: regulation of immune system process; regulation of cytokine production; negative regulation of transcription by RNA polymerase II. The coding region runs from base 254 to 2221 and encodes 655 amino acids.
AAAGCACUAAUAAUCAUAGGGUUCCUGUGCGCGGCGUCUUGGCGCGCCUCAGUGAAAACAGCGAGCCAUUGCUUUGACGUCACGGUGAUGAUGAUGAUUGGAAUCCGCACGGCGAGUGUAGUGUGCGUGAAGCGGCUCCUGUGAACCUCAGUAUGUUGAUGCCUUAAUAACAAGUGUUCAAUUUACGCGCCAAUUGCAGGAGCACUUAAGGAGAGAAGCAAAUCCGUGAGAUGGUUCGGUAGAUGCCGAUGUAAUGGAUUUGACUAAGAUGGGUGCGAUCCACCUCCAGAACCCCGGCCACCCCACAUCGCUCCUGCAGAAGGCCAACCAGAUGCGCCUCUCUGGGACAUUGUGUGAUGUGGUCAUCAUGGUCGACAGCCAGGAGUUUCAUGCCCACAGAACCGUGCUUGCAUGUGCUAGUAAGAUGUUUGAGAUCCUGUUCCACCGCAACAGCCAACAUUACACUCUGGACUUCCUCUCACCAAAGACCUUCCAGCAGAUUCUGGAGUAUGCCUACACCGCCACGCUCCAAGCCAAGCUGGAGGACCUGGACGACCUGCUGUACGCUGCAGAGAUUUUAGAGAUCGAAUACUUGGAGGAGCAAUGUCUGAAGAUUUUAGAAACCAUCCAGGCGUCUGAAGAGAACGACACGGAUGUGAACAUGAACGAGAACGGCGCCGAGGACGCAGACGAACGCAGGAUCAAGUACCUUAAGAGCACAUUUAUUGCUAAAAAGCAUUCCAUACAGGAUAGUGGCCAUCGCCAUCGCUUGGCGCUGGUCAGCAUGGUCGAUAAGAGAUCUUCAGAGUCCACCCAACUGGGUCUUUCAACUGUCAGCCCGACUAAAGCAGCCGUCGAGGGCCUGAUGAGCAUGGGACAGUCUGUCCUCCAAGGAAACAUGGCCCAGGGUUUCCCAAACAACUUUGGUAACUCCUCUCCAUUGCUAGAUAAAAUCAAGACUGAGAUGAUGCAGGUCGACGAGGACUACCAACAUGAAGGCGGCUUCCCCAGGAACGGGGAGGGCGGAGGUGACUCCAGGCAGCACCGGGACACUCCUGGAACCCCGACCAGAGGUAGCGUCAUCACUAGCGCCCGCGAGCUCCACUCUGCUGAUAGUUCUGCUGAUUCCCAAGGAGACAACACCCAAGCAGGUCUGGUCAAUAUGACUAGUCUGGCUGAUAGACAUUUCGCUUCGCUGUGCUCUAUCCCGUCCAACCAUAAGAGCGAAAACAUGCUGCCCUUGCCUGUGUCCAUGGCCUCGUCCCUACAUGUGCCGUCCUCCCUGGCCAUGUCGAUGGAUUUCAGUGCCUAUGGGGGGCUCUUCCAUCAGAGCUUGAUUCAGAGGGAGUUCUUGAGCAAGCUCGGGGAUUUCACAGCGAAUGUGAAGCAUGAGGUCCAAGCCCAGAAAGAAAGAUGUGAGGUGUGUGAUAUGGAGCUGCCUGAUAGUGAAGCUGCCGAACAACACAGGAAGUUGCACGGUGGAGUGAAGACCUUUGGCUGUGAGUUCUGCGGAAAGCAGUUCCUGGACAGUUUACGACUGAGGAUGCACAUGCUGUCUCAUUCAGCUGGACCAAAAGCACUAGUGUGUGAUCAGUGUGGCGCUCAGUUUUCCAAGGAAGACGCCCUGGAAGCCCAUCGACAGACUCACACAGGCUCAGACAUGGCAGUGUUUUGUCUCCUGUGUGGAAAGCGUUUCCAGACCCAGAAGGCUUUGCAGCAGCACAUGGAGAUUCAUGCCGGUAUGCGCAGCUACGUCUGCAGCGAGUGCGAACGCACAUUCCCGAGCCACACGGCGCUCAAACGCCAUCUCCGCUCGCACACAGGUGACCACCCGUUCGAGUGCGAGUUCUGCGGGAGCUGCUUCCGUGACGAGAGCACUCUGAAGGGUCACAAGCGCAUCCACACUGGAGAGAAGCCUUAUGAAUGUAACGGCUGCGGCAAGAAGUUCAGCCUCAAGCACCAGCUGGAGACGCACUACCGCGUCCACACAGGUGAGAAGCCGUUUGAGUGCAAGCUGUGCCACCAGCGCUCUCGGGACUACUCCGCCAUGAUCAAACACCUGCGUACCCACAACGGCGCCUCGCCCUACCAGUGCACCAUCUGCCAGGAGUACUGCCCCAGUCUCUCGUCCAUGCAGAAGCACAUGAAGGCCCACAAGCCCGAGGACGUGCCCCCAGACUGGAGGAUAGAGAAGACCUACCUGUACCUCUGCUACGUGUGAGACAAGGCGACAAAACGAAACGAGAAAGUAGCAAGAUGCACCCAAGGACAAUUCACCUGAAGGUUUGCUUUUGGUCCAGGCCAAAGACGGUGAGGGGUCGUGCUCAAAGUGACGAAAUGUGAUGUGGAAUUUUUUGACCUUUUGUUCGUGACAUGCAUUUGUGCACAUUUUUAGGAUGUAACUGCACUCACAAAUGUUAUGAAAUGGAAAUGUGAUGUGUGAUCAAGGGAUGUGAAUUUUCAGAAAGUGUUAGUACAGUCCACCAUUAUGACGAGAAUACAUUUGUCUGCAUUCCACAAUGUUGAUUGGAAAAAUUCACUGCACGAUCAUACUUGUUUUAUUUGAUUCCCGGCCUUUUUUUUUCCACGGACAACCCAUAAGCCAUAGAUUUUCAAGACCCCAUGAAAUCCCCAAGUGGUGUAGAAUGUCACAGGGGUCAGCCAAUAGGCUUUAGUUCAUCACAACUGUGAUUUUAAAUGCAUAUCCGCUAGUUUAGAACACGAAUUGACUCAAAGCCUCAUGUUUGGAUUUCAUGGGGUCUAAAUGGAGCUAUUCUGAGUGAAAUAAAAACAUGGACCAAAGCUGAAAACUCACACACAUGAUGAAAUAGAGGAGCUAAACACAUUAGCGAAUGAAAUUAUGCCCUUUUUUAGUAAAUUGCUCCCUGAAGUUCAUUAUUAGGCUCUCUAGUCCUCAAUUUUCAUGGUUUUUUAUAAAUGCAUGUGAGGAAAUGCACAGGGUUGGACCCAUUAGUCAUUUUCUUUAAAGCGUAAUAAAGUGCUUAACAAAACAGCUUUUCUCAGAGGUACAUCCAAAUUGUGCUGCCAAGCAACUGUAGUGGAUGUUCAGGGACAUUUAUUCAAUCUUAAAUAACUACACUGUGCACUUUCAGAGUUUCAGAGGCCCAUUUUAGUUGUUUUCAGCACCGCAUUCUGCAUUUUGUGCAUUCAGACGAAGCCAGAGAGGUGAAUCUCUGUGAUUUGCUUUCAUUUCAGUCAAUUUCACACAGAGUAAUGACAGCAUGUCAGCUGAUUUCAUUUUAACGUUCAUGUGGUAACAUGACGAAAUCACCGUUUUGCAACUGCAGGCAUUUUAGUCUAAUGAAAUGUUAAUGUCGUACUCAUAAAUCAACUUAUGAAUUAAAAAGAGAUUAUUUUUUACAAUUACAAACCGCAAUGCAGUAUAUGUUUCUGCAGUCUUCUGCUGAGGAUUAGUUAACCUUUAGUUAGCUCGCCGUUGUAGUUGUCUGUCAUCUCUGUUCGAACGUUUUACUUGAAUUGCCUAAUUUUGUUACCUCACGUGCUAGAUUUAUUUUUGUACUAGUCUUUGUUUCUCAUUUCCUGCUGAGCUUUGUUUAAAAGCUGUACAACGCAUUCAGAAUGCCACAUCAUCAGACCCACACGGAAUCGGAGAGAAACGUGAGCAGAAUUGGAACGUUUGUUCGCAACAUUCUGCCCCUUAUGCGUAUGUUUUGGUUAACUGGUAAAUGUUUCAGUUAUCAGUAAGACUGUAGUACUUUACAUUUAAAGAAUUUUACCAUGUUUAAAUCUGUUCUGCAGUAUCUUUUAAGGUGUGGUCACAUUUACCUUUUACCUUUUUCAACGGGCAAGAUCACAAUACCAACUCAUGGUAAUACAUUGCUGUUUUAUGUUUUGGCAAAUUGGUGACUAAUUUAUGGAAGUACAUUUCCACCACUAAAUAAAAAAAAUAAUAAAAAAUGUUAAAACUCACAAUUCUCACUUCUUUUCUUGCAAAUGUGAGUUUGUAUUUCGCAAUUCUGACUUUUUUCUCACAAUUCUGAAGUUAUAAAGUCCAAUUUUGAGGGGGAAAACAAACUGAUUAUCACAAUUCUGACUUAAUAACUUGCAAUUAUGUGUUAUAAAGUCAGAUUUGUAUAUAAACUCACAAUUCUGGGGAAAAAAAGUCAGAACUGAGCGAUAUUAACUCACAAUUCUGAGAAAAAAAGAGUUGUGAGUUUAUAUCUCGCAUUUCUGACUUUAUUACUCGCAGUUGCGAGGUUAUAUCGUGCGAUUCUGACUUAAUUUCUCAGAAUAUCAAAUUUAUAUCUCACAAUUCUGACUUUAUAACUUGCAAUUGCGAGUUUAAAUCUUACAGUUCUCAGAAAAAAAAAGUCAGAAUUGCGGGAUAUAAACUUGCAGUUGCGAGAAAAGAAUUGUGAGAUAAAAAGUCGCACUUACCUUUUUUUUAAUUUGGUGGCGAAAACGGGCUUCCAUACUAAUUGGUGUAAAUUUGUACAGUCUCAUUUAUACUUUUGGUACGAUCUGCUUACGUCUUAUUGACGGUUAAGUUUAGGGGUGGACCUUCAUGCUUACAUAUUUUUCUAAAAAUCGUCAAUUUCCAUACAAAUCACAUUGUAUAAAUUCGUAUGAAAUCACCUCCUCAUAAAACAGUUAUAUUUUCUCAUGAGAUCAGGUUAGAAAUCCUGUAUUUUCAAUAGGAAUCACGUUAUCAGGAAUUUUACACAAGGCCGAAAGAGUUACAUUUUCGCAGAUUUCACAACGGUUUCGAAUUCGUCUUUUUUUUUAAUCACACAUUUUCAUACAAAUUCAUUUUUCUAAAAAAUGUCUGUACUUGUACAAAAUCACCUCCUCAUAAAGUUUUUCAUGAGAUCGGGUUAGAAAUCCAGGCUUUUCAAGAGGAAUGAACAUAAUCUGAAAUUUUAUUUGAGGGCAAAAGAUUUCGCAGUGAGUUUGAAUUUGUCGGGGGUUUUUUUAAAUCCCACAUUUUCAUACGAAUUCACAUCAUACGCAUUCAUACAAAAUUGCCGCCUUGUAAAAUAGUUACCUUUUCUCUUGAGAUCAUGUCAGAAAUCCAGUCAUUUCAAUAGGAAUCAAAGUGAUCAGGAAUUUUAUAUAAGGGCGAAAGAUUUCCAUUUUCACAGAUUUUGCACCAGAUUCAAAUUUGUCUUUUUUUUUUUUUAAA